AUGGUUUUCUGGCCCACGAAGACAGCCUUCUAUCCCAUCGGCAAUACGUCUCCAAUCUCUCUUCUUCAGCAUACUCCACCUGAAGAUGACGCCGACAUCCUAUUGCUUGAUUGCGGAGAUCCCAGAAAUAUAUUGCACACUGUUUAUGCAAAUGGAGCUGACCAGGCGUCUGUGAAACGAAAGCUCGAUUUUACCUGUUGUGACGUCGAACCCGCCAUUCUCGCUCGGAAUGUCCUCCUGUUCACCCUCAUCGCCGACGGCAAACAUGUCGAGCAGUCACUCGCGCUCUGGAGCAUCUUCUACCACUUCUUCCUGGAUACCGUCUCUCUCGCACUUUUGCUCUCACAGGCCGAGAAGCUUGCUAAUAUCUCUGUGGACUUGAACACGUGGAGCGAAUCUGAGUACUCGUGCUUCCUCGAGGUCAGCAACGGCUUCACCCUGGGAGAGCUGCAUCAACACUGGGUUCUAUACGCCCAGACGAAGUUAUUUUCGCCCACGCGUCGGGCACAAUUUCAAGAGCAAUUUCUAUCUGGCAUGAAGGCUUGCAAGGACAAGAAUUUCUCUUACGUGGCCGCUUCUCGCGCUGCAGGUCCAGUUGCGCUCAAAGCCAUGUCGUCCUGCGUCGAAGCUUCCGAAACCUUUUGGCAAGCAGGCACCACAUUCACCUCUCAACCUGACGUCGAUGCUGCAUCGGAGGUCAACCCAACAUUCGCCUAUGCCAUGGGCAGGGAAGGGUUCGUGGCUCACUACGGGACGAAUCCUAUUGCGACCUUCCACCUCGCCCCUAUCUUCGCAACUGCGAAUACGCUGAACCCACCACCACCGAGCCAAGUCUUUGAAGCCAUCAAGAGGCAAUUUUAUGCAUGGUCCGAAGCGUUCUAUGCCUGCGUACAGCAUUCCGCCAAUACGAUCAAGAUCAGGGCCGUGGUUGCGGACGCCAUAGCUUUCUGCCAAGCCUUGCAGCUCGCAACAGCGCGGGGAGACCCUUCUGUGUAUCCUCGCGUAUGCCCGUGGAGAGCUCCUCUGUUGGCGCUGGAUGGCAAAGGCUACUCAACCAGUGCUGCACCUCUAGCAUUCCAUGUCAUUGACACCUCGAAUCUUUUCGACCGCGUUGGAAGCAUCAAUGUCCUGAUUGCUACCGUCCCAUUGCUGAAACGAACACCGACGGCUGCCUUAAUCACCGAGCUGCUGCUAUCGGGCGAAGAUCCCAUCGUGUCUUUCGCUGACAACCUCUGCGGAGAUGUGGUGACCAUGUCUUUACUCUUCGACCUCACGCCUACUGCAUACCUUUCAGGUUACAAUGCCCAGUCCAAUGUCCAUGAGCUCCUGAGAUUCCAUCUCUAUGACGACAGCGCGCAGUACCACGAGCGUCUAGUCUGGAAAAUCCCCUCCCAGCUCUCAGGUGCAAGCUCUCGUCCGGUCGCCUUGGACGCAUCGCAAGUCGUCUCUUUGCUCUUCAAUAUCUAUCACAGGAUGUUCGCCCACAGGAAACCUCCAGACAGCUUCCAGAGGAAGAUACCCAUCUCCUCGGCGCACACUAUCGAGCACACCCGCUAUUCCCGACGGAGCUUCGCAGAGCUCGUGCGCUGUCUCAUGAGCCGCACCAGCGUCGAUUGGAGCCAAGUAUUUGACCUGUUCGAGCAGCGCCUUGCGAGUGAUAGCACGCUCCUCGUGGAUACGAAGUACUAUCAGGAUCUCAUGACGCAGCUGCACCUCCUACACAUCUGGACGGCCGGGACACUCCUCCCCGGGAAUCCGAUAAACAAGGAUUCUGGGCUUUUCUGCGAGUGGAUGUCGGUACCGUCUGUCGUCUGCAUCGUGUUCGCCGUCUCGCGGUCGAAGCUUCAGCCUCUAGAGGCCAACAAUACGCCAACGAAUCCUGUGUUAGCCGUCGAAUUCGAGACAGAUGCAGUAUCAAAUUACUUCUGUUUCGUCGAGACCGCCUUCGGCUCGCUCUCACUCGAGGGCAGUGGCGAGCAUGCGCGGGCAGUCAUUACCGAAGACUCGCGAGGCAGGGCGGGUGGCGCAGAUGUCAUUGUCUCUGUGUGUGUGCCCACGUCGAUGCUCAUGAUCAAUCCCGCCGCGACAUUGAUUUGCCUGGUCGUUAUGAACACGCCUUCGACGACAGUCGUGUCCUCCAAGCUUGACCACCGGAUGAUAAUUCAUAGCGCCCCAUUGGCCGAUACAAAGGCCGUCCAUGUGCUUCGUGAACGGCCGACCUCCGUCGCAGGUCUUCGUGCCGCAAUUCCGUACGUACCAUGCAUUGACAGCCCGCCGACAUCAGCGCCAAUAUCCCUGGUCUUGGAGGGGAUGAAGGUGACGAAGAUGACGAGAAGGAAGAAUAUCGAGGAGGCCAGGGCUAAGGCUGCGCUCGCUUCCAAGGAUAUUUCGGUGACAAUCGAUCAAGUCGGACCUUGUGAGGUAGAACUCCUUAUUGGUUCAGCGCAUCGUGAGAAGCUGGCCUUUCCGUUCCCUGUUGACGUUACCGAGACAAAGCUUCGCGUAGCCCGACAGUCUUCCUGGAUAGAGGUUGUCGCGGUGCCCUGUUUACUUGGCCGCGGAGGUAUGCCCAUUGAGACUCGCUUUCCUGUUGCCACGUACGAGUGUAGACCCGUACCAUGGGUGAUACACCGAAUUAAUAUCGACCGGCUGCCUAUCCUUUCAACCAGCAACGUACCCAAGGAACGAUUGGAGUGGAUCAACGCCCAUGUCAGCCUUGCCUUCUCCGACUGCGAGAAGCUUGCUCGAGAGACCAAGACUAUGGGAGCUCUUACGCAAGUCAAGGACACGAUGCACAGUAUCUUCGUACAGACAGCCGGGAUCCAGGGCUCCAAGAAGGUAUCGAUCUUUGGCCUGCACUGCACUUCAAACGGCGGUGUGGAUACGCUCUUAUUCGUUACAGACUUGCGGCUCGAUGUCACUGCACACACCGUCCUUGCUGAUGCCUGCGUUCUCCCGCUACACAAGAGCUUCCUACACAACAUUGCUCCUUAUCUCGCCGAGCUCCACGACGUCUGUCAGGUGGAUGUCAGCACAGAAGAGAGCGUCAUAUGGAAGUGCCUCCUCCCGAGCCUCGCAGAGCGCUGUCGGACAUGGGAACACACAACCGGGUGUGCCUACAUCGCGCUGCGCGGGAGCGUCCCGCUCUCGACUAAGCAUGGCGAGAUUCCAACUUGUGCAUGUGGGCAGGGAAGGGUAGGCGAUGCGUUCUCCGCUCAGAAAGAAUGGAUGCCGUUCCUACCAUACGUCACACGCAUCGCGCUCAGUCCACUUUUCGCCGUCUCGCUCCUCGAGCCCGUCGCCAGCCUUCUGCAGAGUCCAACGAAUCCUGCCAGGGCUAAUUAUGACGCCUCCAGUCGGACUCGCGGACCGAUCUCAUCAAAUCCCAGCGGCGCACAGGCAAAUUUGUCUCGCUGUGGUACGUGUGGGGUUUCCACUGCAGCAGCCAGGCCCAUGGUCUGCAGUCGCUGCAGAAAACUCGCGUACUGCAGUCGGGACUGCCAGAGGAAGGACUGGAAAACGCAUAAGCAGUACUGCAAGGCAGUCUAG
Messenger RNA from Phanerochaete carnosa HHB-10118-sp, 3549 nucleotides. RefSeq lists its product as uncharacterized. The transcript has 4 exons. The record is from RefSeq and is a predicted model, not a curated record. NCBI's taxonomy places the organism in Eukaryota, Fungi, Basidiomycota, Agaricomycetes, Polyporales, Phanerochaetaceae. The coding region runs from base 1 to 3549 and encodes 1182 amino acids. Gene Ontology annotation, molecular function: DNA-binding transcription factor activity, RNA polymerase II-specific. Gene Ontology annotation, cellular component: nucleus. Gene Ontology annotation, biological process: regulation of transcription by RNA polymerase II.